UUACCGAACACUGCUGUUCCCGAGCUGACAAGGUAGCAGAACAGCAAACAAAAGUGCCUUGAAGCCACCUUGCCAAAGAGGAGAGAGGACUUUGGGUUUGGCAGAGAAAGAACACCUUCAAAGACCUUCCAGCAAGCUCAGACUGCAGGAUGGCAGAUGGUGACACAAAUCUCCCAACCAUCGAGAGGAAGUUGGGACUACAGAUAUGGGGCAUAGAGAAUAUGAAGAUGGUUCCUGUACCUGAAAAGGCUUAUGGGACUUUUUUUGAAGGAGAUUGUUACAUAAUUCUACAUUCCAAAAGGACCUCUCGUGGCACUGCUGUGGAUUUGCAUUACUGGAUUGGCAAGGAGUCAUCUCAGGAUGAGCAGGGGGCUGCGGCGCUGUAUGUCACACAGCUGGACAACGCGCUGGGCGGGAGCCCUGUGCAGCACCGGGAAGUGCAGGGACACGAGUCUGAAACCUUCCAAAGCUAUUUCCGCAAUGGCAUUAUCUACAAGAAGGGAGGAGUUGCUUCAGGAUUUAAGCAUGUUGAGACCAAUAUGUACAACAUCAAGCGUCUUCUUCACAUCAAAGGGAAGAAGCAUGUGUCUGCCACAGAGGUAGCACUUUCCUGGGACAGUUUCAAUAAGGGUGAUGUUUUCUUGCUGGACCUUGGAAAAGUGCUGAUUCAGUGGAAUGGACCCACCUGCAGCAUUGCAGAGAAAUCCAGGGGUCUCGCGCUGGCUCGCAGCAUCAGGGACAGUGAAAGAGGUGGCCGCGCUCAAAUUGGCAUCAUUGACAACGAGAAGGACUCCCCGGACCUCAUGCAGAUCAUGAAGAUGGUUCUGGGUGAGAGGCGUGGAGAGCUUCAAGAUGCCAUCCCGGAUACGAAAGCAGAUGAGCUGCAGAAAGCCAAUGUCCGGCUCUACCAUGUCUAUGAGAAGGACAAUGACCUGGUGGUACAGGAGAUAGCCACUCGGCCUCUGACACAGGAUCUGCUCCAGCACGAGGACUGCUACAUUUUGGACCAAGGUGGUUUUAAGAUUUAUGUCUGGAGGGGAAAAGCCUCCAGCCUGGAAGAGAAAAAAGCAGCCUUCACACGAGCUGUGGGUUUUAUCCAAGCCAAAGGCUAUCCUUCUUCCACCAACAUUGAAGUGAUCAAUGAUGGAGCAGAAUCAGCCAUGUUUAAACAGCUCUUCCAGAGGUGGACAGAAAAGGAUGAAACUCAAGGACUGGGCAAAGUCUAUACUACUGGCAAAAUCGCCAAAGUGGAGCAGGUGAAGUUUGACACCACUCAGCUCCACGCCAGACCAGAGCUAGCUGCUGAGCAGAGGAUGGUGGAUGAUGCCUCUGGGGAGGUAGAGGUGUGGAGGAUUGAGGACUUGCAAAUGCAGCCAGUGAAUCCUAAGACAUAUGGGCAGUUCUACGGGGGUGAUUGCUACCUGGUCCUGUACACCUACCUGAAAUCAGGAAGGCCUCACUAUGUCCUCUACAUGUGGCAGGGUCGCCAUGCCUCUGUGGAUGAAAUCACCGCCUGUGCCCUCAAUGCCAUUGAGCUGGACAGAAAGCAUGGGGACGAAGCCGUGCAGGUGCGCGUGACAAUGGGCAAGGAGCCUGCACACUUCCUGGCCAUCUUCAAGGGCAAGCUGAUCAUUUAUGAGGGGGGCACGAGCCAGGCUCAGAAAAGCACACCCGAGCCAGCCAUCCGCCUCUUCCAGGUGAGGGGCACGGAUGAGAUGAACACAAAGGCCACAGAGGUGCCAGCCCGCGCCUCCUCGCUCAACUCCAACGAUGUCUUCCUGCUGACCACCAGCCAAGUCUGCUACCUGUGGUGCGGAAAGGGAUGCAGUGGAGAUGAGAGGGAGAUGGCAAAAAUGGUGGCUGACAUAGUUUCCAAACGAGACAAGCACACCAUUUUGGAAGGACAAGAGCCAGCAGAGUUCUGGGAAGCCUUGGGAGGCAAAGCACCUUAUGCCAGUGAAAAGAGGUUUCAAGAGCAAGUCACACACUACCAGCCUCGCCUCUUUGAGUGCUCCAACCAGACAGGUCGAUUCAUCAUGACAGAGGUGGUGGGCUUCUGCCAAGAAGACUUGGACGAAGAUGAUGUCAUGCUGCUGGACACGUGGGAAGAGAUUUUCCUUUGGAUUGGCAAAGCCUCCAACACGGACGAGAAGAACGAGGCAAUUGCCUCAGCUAAAGAGUAUCUCAGGACCCAUCCUGCAGGGAGAGACUUGGCAACUCCCAUCAUACUGGUGAAGCAGGGUUAUGAACCCCUCAACUUCACAGGAUGGUUCAAUGCCUGGGACCCCUACAAAUGGAGUGAUGGCAAGUCCUAUGAGGAGAUGAAGAACAGCUUAGGAGAUGUCUCGGCUGUAUCCGAGAUCAAAGUGGACCUGAACAACAUCAAUCUGAACAAGAGAACCCUCAGCAUGACCAGCUUGGCUGGCUCAAGUACAGUGAGUGCUCCCCCAGAGUACAAAUCACACUUCAACCACAAUGACAGCAACAGCUACAGCAAUAGCAGCAACUACAGCAACAACAGCCCUUCCCUGGUGCCCAACGGUGAGGGAAUUUACUCCCGAGAGGUGCUAAUGAACAAGACAGUGGAUGAACUUCCAGAAGGCGUGGAUCCCACUAAAAAAGAGUACUAUCUCUCAGAUGCUGAUUUCCACGACAUCUUUGGGAAGUCCAAGGACGAGUUCUACCAGAUGCCCAAAUGGAAGCAGCAGAAUGAGAAGAAGCAAUGUGGACUCUUCUGAGACCAGAGAGUCCAUCUAGUGACUCUGGGACCAACCGUCUGUCUUUUUAGGAGCUGGAGGGAAGAAGUACAGACAUUUGCUCAAUGAACCCAACCCACCACCACCUCAGUCAGGCCAAGCUCCAAGGCAGUUGUUUAAGCAACCACUCUUCAGAGGAUGGCUUCUUUCUCCCAGCAAACCCUGAACCUAAGGAGGCAGGAACAUUCAUUCUGCAGGAAUUACUUUGCAGGAAGUUUCUGCCUCUUUUUGACAUCUUAUUGCCAAUAGCCAUGAAGAUAAGUGGGUGUCACAUAACCAUUUCCUCCCCUUUUUGCAAAUUGCCAUGACCACAAGGUCGUAAUCUUCAUUCACUUGUAGAAGUUUAAAAUUAGGCAAGACAGAGGCCACUUGCAGCUGCUAUGUAAAUUCUGGGUGGGGAGAGGAAGGGAAAGCCUUAAGAGGACAGAGGGGGGAGCUGAGAGAUCAGGAAAAAGGUAAUGGAGUACCCAGGUGUGUGAUGGAGUGGCCUUCUCACCUUGCAGAAAAACUACUUGCCAAAGAACAGCAAGAAUGGGUCAUACACAAAAAUGCAUAGUCCAGUGCAGGUAAAACAAAUAAGAACCCACUUAUUUGUAAUAUAUUUAUUAGCUGAUCUGUUUGGAGAGGAUGAUGAGAUUCAGGGCUAGACAGAGCUGUUGAUUUUGACUGCCAGGCAAAACUCUGUUUUUCUCUUGUUCAGACAAUAUCUCCAAUAUUGUCCUCCAUGUGUGUAGCCAGCUACAGGCGAUGGUAAGAGUCCACUUGCCUGCAGAGCAGAGGCUUGAGGAAGCCAGGAGCGUUUUGGGUAUGACCUGAGGCAGAGUGUGUUCCACUGAAGGUUUUUUCAGGGCUCCAUCCCUGUGACGUCCACUGGGCUGAGAGUGUCCAUUUCACGCUGUGAGCUCAAGUCUGACUUGGGAGGGUGGGGGAAAUGUGGGAAAUCAGUGAUUAAAGGAUACAACUAUAAGGGAGAAACACAUAUAUUUAAAAGCUCAGAAGAUGUGGUUUUGCAGCUUUAUUCCAUUUCCAAUCUGAUCAGUGAUUCCAAAUAAACAGCCAGCAGCAGCA
This is a messenger RNA of Colius striatus (speckled mousebird), 3824 nucleotides long. It is a transcript of the gene VILL, whose product is annotated as villin like. The transcript has 20 exons. Lineage: Eukaryota; Metazoa; Chordata; Aves; Coliiformes; Coliidae. Gene Ontology annotation, biological process: actin filament severing; barbed-end actin filament capping; cytoskeleton organization. Gene Ontology annotation, molecular function: actin filament binding; phosphatidylinositol-4,5-bisphosphate binding. The record is from RefSeq and is a predicted model, not a curated record. The coding region runs from base 150 to 2738 and encodes 862 amino acids. Gene Ontology annotation, cellular component: actin cytoskeleton; cytoplasm.